Molecule: messenger RNA, 2363 nt
Organism: Ziziphus jujuba (common jujube)
Lineage: Eukaryota; Viridiplantae; Streptophyta; Magnoliopsida; Rosales; Rhamnaceae
Exons: 2
Coding region: 749-1774 (341 amino acids)
Source: RefSeq, a predicted model, not a curated record
UAGUCACUCUAAAUUCUUAAGAAAAAUUCCUGACCUAUCAACGGCACCAAAUCUUGAGAACUUACAUGUUGACCAUUGUACAAGUUUAACUGAUAUCCAUGAGUCUGUUGGAUUUCUUACCAAGUUGGUUAUAUUAGACGCUCAACGCUGCAGCAAUCUCAGCACUGUUCCAAGUAAUCUGGUCUCCAAAUAUUUUACAACAUUGGAUUUUCAAGGCUGCUCGAGACUCCAAAUCUUUCCCAACAUAGUUGAGAAAAUAAAAUUUAUAUCAAGCCUAAAUUUAUCUGGCACUGCAAUAAAAGAGUUGCCUUCCUCAAUUGAUCAUAUAGUUGGACUUCAUGAGUUGCACUUAUCAGCUUGUAGAAAGCUUGUGCAUAUUCCAUCAAGCAUUUAUAAGCUAGUGUUUCUUGAUGUCCUUAAUCUUACUAGUUGCACAAGUCUCUCUGAGUUUCCAAACUAUGUCCAAGAAAUACAUGGCAAUUUUGAGCUCAGCAAGUUAUAUCUUCAAAAUUCCAAUAUAACAAAAGAGGAUUUUCUUGUUACUCCUUUUAGUUUUCCCUUGCUUCAACAUUUGGAUCUAUCGGGUAACAGGUUUGCCACUCUUCCCUCUGCCCGCAAGGUUUCUAAGCUUUCAUAUCUUAGAUUAGCUAAUUGUAAACUACUUCGGGAAAUUCCGGAGCUUCCAGAAUGUCAAAUUAAUUUAGAAGCAAGUGACUGCAAAUCAUUGGUCGAGACUUCAUGGAAGACAAUGACCAAGAUAAUUUCCAAUGACACGGGAUUCUUGAGGGACUCAGAAAUUAAAGUUACACUUCCAGGAUCUGAUAUUCCAGACUGGUUUAGCCAUAAGUCAAUAAUGGAAUCAGUAAAAUUUGACAUGCCUCGGAAUAUGUCAAAGAAAAUGGCUGCAGUGAUCAUUUGUGCUGUCUCAAGAUCAAUGAGGGAACAAAUAAUAGGAAUGUCAUUUGAACUACUUCACAAAAGUGAUUCUCGUGUAGGGUCUCUUAGAAGAGGGAACGUUUUGGUAGAACCAGGGAAUAUGUGGCUUAUUUAUCUCCCGGCUAGCACCCUUCUUUCCGAGUGCUUGCCAUACUCUCCAUUCAAGGAUACCAAAAAAAGUGUCCUAAAAAAGAUAAAUCUUGUAUACAAAAUCAAGGUAUCAUUCAUGGGCAGAAGCAAGAAAAAUGAUUAUGAUUAUGAGAGAGAAGUACCCAUCUUUAUUUGUUGUGGGAUUCAUGUACUAUGGGAUCAAGAUGAAUUAAUGAUUGAACAAAAGCGGAUCAAAGUCUCUGAGCCUAUUUCACAUAUUAUUGAGAGAACCUAUGAUGAUUUUGCUAAUGGAGGCAUCCAAUUCAGUUGGAGUUCACGGCAGAAAGGGGCAGGUCUAUGGGGCAGGAAGAACAUGUUUGAAAUAGAGGACUGGGAAGAGAAAGAAGAAGUGGCCAACAUUUCUGAAACAGAGAAGAUUAUUGACAGAACCUUUGACGAUUUUGCUAAUGAAGGAAACCAAUUCAGUUGGAGUUCACAGCAGAAAAGUACAAGUGUAUCUGCCAGGACCAACAUAUUCGAAAUAGAGGACUCGGAAGAGAAAGAAAAAGUGACCAACAUUUCUGAAACAGCGGACAUGGAAGUAGCAGAAGUGACUUCUUCUGAAGAACUAGCUAACAUUUUUGAAACAGAGGACAUGGAAGAGGAUGAAGAACUAGCCAACAUAUCUGAAACGAAGGACAUGGAAGAACUCACUACCAAAAAAAUGUCUUGUUGCCGCAUUUGUUAAAAAAAAAAUACUGGUAAAAAUUAUUAUUUGAAGCAUUUUUUUAAAAGAUUUGUCUUUAAAUUACAUCGUUAAACAAAUUUUUCAUAAAACUGCAGUGCGAAAUUGUGAUUAUAUCCUAUUUCAUUACAAGUUUUUUAAUAGACUAUGUCAGAUCCAUAGGGGAUUUAUGUCAGUUCCAUGACUCCUGCAACUCUGUCUUUAUGUUUACUUUUGAAAAUUUGACAUAUUAGACACAUGUUUCUAGAUGGCUAUUGAUAAUUGUGCUUGUGGUCAUAAUAUGUUUGGUAGUUGCGUUGCCUUUGAUGAACAAAUAUAUUUGCAGAUGGCUUUUAUGUUGAAACAGAUAUAGUGCCUUGAGGAAAGUGCUUAAUCAUUGAAGGAGAAAAGUUUAAAAUUUUCAAAAGGAUGCUGAAAAUACAUGUAAGUCUACAUCUAUUUUUGCAUUCCUGAACUGUUUGAGUUUAAGAAGGAUCAAAAUCAAAUUUCUCUUUCUGGUUAUGGUGAAGGACAAUUUCUCUAGCUUGAAACAUUCAUUGGUAUGAUAAUAGAGAACAAGACAGCAUAUGCAUGCUGUGAUAAGACUCUUAUG